UGAAACACUCAUAUAUACAGGAACCGUUACUUGAUUGUUUCAUUUGACGACUGGUUACAAUGGCCGGUCGGAUAAUGCAAGUCCUUUUUCCUCUACUGACGGUUAUGCUGGCAGUUAAAUCUGCGCCAAUUCAAACGCCGAGGAAAACUUAUAAUAUGGACAAGUUGGUGAGGGUGCACCCUACAUCUUUGGAACAAGUUGUGGCGUUAGAGAAACUUCAGAAUCAUCCAUCAAUGAAGCUUGAUUUCUGGAAGGUGCCACAUUUAAACACCAGCGUGGAUAUCCAUGUCCCAAUACAUGUGUAUAAUGACGUCACGAAGCACCUGUCACGUGUUGGUUUACAUCCUUCCUUGUUAAUUAAUGAUUUACAAAGUGUGAUUGACCAAGAGCAAGCUUCUAUGGAGAUUCCUGAUUACGUCAUCAACUCUUUUGGUGUGAUGUCUAUUUCUGGAUUAAAACCUCGAAACUCGGACAUAGUUGGGAAGUACGCCCGCCAUAGCGAGAUUGAUAGCUGGCUUAUUAAUAUAGCGGAUCAAUAUCCAACCCUCGCUAAAGUGGAAUCAAUUGGAAGUUCUCAUGAGGGGAGAGACAUGAAACUUAUCAGGAUUGGCAAAAACAACGAGGCUCGGACAAAACCAAUCAUUUGGAUAGAAGCCGGAAUUCACGCCAGGGAGUGGGUGGCCCCCGCAACGGCAAUUUACACAAUACACAAGUUACUAACGGAGUAUGGAAUCAACCCUGUUGUGACGCAGUUAAUGGAUGAAUUCGAUUGGCUAAUUCUUCCUUCAGCUAACCCGGACGGUUAUGAAUAUAGCCACACUAUGGACCGUCUCUGGAGGAAGACCAGAAGCCGUCAGUCGGGGCGCUGUACAGGCGUGGAUCCAAACCGGAAUUUCGACAUCUCGUUUGGAGGAGCAGGAACAAGCACAAACCCCUGCAGCGAUAUUUAUCCCGGAACCAGUGCCUUCUCCGAGUCAGAAACUAGAAACAUCCGAGACGCCUUGCUGUCGGAGAGGGCGCGGAUCAAGCUGUUUUUGUCGUUCCAUGCGUACUCCCAGCUCAUACUGACACCGUACGGCUACACCAGUAUCAAACCCUCAGAUAACCAGGAACUGAUGAGAGUCGCAGAGGCAGGGGUAGCGUCACUGAAGACGAUUCAUGGCGAGAUGUACACCGCUGGAACACCGCCUGAUCUCCUGUACGCUGCCUCCGGUGGUUCAUAUGACUGGGCGAAAUCGGUGGCAGGAAUACAGUAUGCCUACACGUACGAGAUGAGACCGGCUGAAGCAAGCUUCGGACAAUCCGGAUUUAUCCUUUCCGAAUCAGAAAUUAUACCGAAUGCAGAAGAAGUAUGGGCGUCCCUUGUCACUAUAGCAACGGAAAUCCAAUACUAGAGAGAAAAAUGUUUUCGGUUAUUUUUCAUGUUUCAUUAAACAAAUAGAGUAGCAUUUAGGGUUUUUGUUUGUUUAUUUGUUUUUAUAUAUUAUAUAUUUUCUAUGACAACCAGAUGGUAAAAACCUUACCAAUAAUUAUGAAUAACAUCCUUGAAUUGAUAAUAUGGUAGGACAUCUCUGCAUUAAAAUUGUUCAAACCGCU
This is a messenger RNA of Magallana angulata, 1596 nucleotides long. Its product is annotated as carboxypeptidase B-like. The coding region runs from base 60 to 1394 and encodes 444 amino acids. Gene Ontology annotation, biological process: proteolysis. Gene Ontology annotation, molecular function: metallocarboxypeptidase activity; zinc ion binding. The record is from RefSeq and is a predicted model, not a curated record. Lineage: Eukaryota; Metazoa; Mollusca; Bivalvia; Ostreida; Ostreidae. The transcript is spliced from 11 exons.